Molecule: messenger RNA, 402 nt
Organism: Carassius carassius (crucian carp)
Lineage: Eukaryota; Metazoa; Chordata; Actinopteri; Cypriniformes; Cyprinidae
Product: tumor-associated calcium signal transducer 2-like
Exons: 2
Coding region: 41-388 (115 amino acids)
Cellular component (GO): membrane
Source: RefSeq, a predicted model, not a curated record
UCUCUCUCUCUUUAAUCCAACAGGUGGUAAUUGUGACACAAUGAAAUGGGCCAGAUGUGAUGGGACACCAUGCCAGUGUACUCUUCAGUUUUCUCCAACAAUCAAGCAACCGAUUGAUUGUACAAAAUUGGUUCCCAAGUGUUUCCUCAUGAAAGCAGAGAUGUAUCGUGCCAGGAACAACCUAACCACAAGAUCCAUUGGUGGGAAACCUGUAGAAACUGCCUUUGUGGACAAUGAUGUCAUCUAUGAUCCAGAGUGUGAGAGCGAUGGAAAGUUCAAGGCAAUCCAGUGUAACGGCACUGACGUGUGCUGGUGUGUGAACAGUGCUGGUGUGCGCAGAAGUGACAAGGGAGACAAGAACAUCAAGUGUGAGCCUGUGGAGACCUAGUGAGUGCUGUAUUA